This is a messenger RNA of Dovyalis caffra, 552 nucleotides long. NCBI's taxonomy places the organism in Eukaryota, Viridiplantae, Streptophyta, Magnoliopsida, Malpighiales, Salicaceae. The record is from the annotation of a GenBank genome assembly.
AUGGAGGAAAUGCUCGGUAACAUUCCUGGUGCGAGACAGAUCUUUGAAAGAUUGAAGUCCUAUAUGCUCCCUAAUCACCAAGGAUGGUUCUCUUACAUUCAAUUUGAACUUAGAACAGAGGAGUUGAGAUGGCUAUUAAGGUUUAUGAAAGAGUGGUUGAUGAAUUUUGACAAGGAUGGUGUUGAUUAUGAUGUAGCGGUGGAGUUGGUUGUGGCCUUAUCAGAAUUUGAGGAGCAAUGUAAAGAUAUAGAACGUGCUCAUUGUGUCUACAAGCUGUAUGGGGAUAAGGAGAAGAUUGAUGAUGCCAUUUUGAACAAAAGGAGGGUUCAAUAUGAGGACGAAACUAGAAGGGAUCCCUUGAAUUAUGAUUCCUGGUUUAGUUACAUCCAAAUGGAGGAGAAGGCUAGUCUUGAGAAUAUGGAGAGGAUUAGGAACCUUUAUCAGGGGGGCUCGAGGUUGGAGUCGUUGGGCUCACUCGUGAGGUCUACAGGUAUUCUAUCUCUUGCUGAUUUUCUUUUCUCUAGCAUCUUGACUAAUGGCUGGUGUAGAUAG